Molecule: messenger RNA, 2057 nt
Organism: Scheffersomyces amazonensis
Lineage: Eukaryota; Fungi; Ascomycota; Pichiomycetes; Serinales; Debaryomycetaceae
Exons: 1
Coding region: 289-1908 (539 amino acids)
Cellular component (GO): fungal-type vacuole membrane
Source: RefSeq, a predicted model, not a curated record
ACCGAGAAAAAAAAAUUGCUUUAAUUACUUUUCACUAUCAGAGGCCGAAGCCCAUCUCCGAACUUUAGUAUAUAAGGACAAGCAGAAGCAGUAGUCGGACUAAUUUCAAACCAAAGUCAGAUAAUCAGCAAUACUUAUUACUUACAUCUGGCAUAGAUAAGUUAUACCUUUAAUAACUACCCAAUAGCCAGAGUUGACUGUUCUUUACUAUUUCCAAGAAAAAUUCCCCACGAAAUUCAACCCAUCUAUAUAGCAAUAUUUCAAACAUUCAACAUACAUUUUAUAUAAAUGACAUCUGAAGCCAUUCCUUCAUUAACUAUCCGAGUUCUUCAAACGUCUAGUGCCAUACUAUGGUGUUUGUUAGCAGCUGGUGUAGUAUUUGGGUUUGCGGCUUUAAAACCAAUAUUAAUCUUAGAGAAUAUUUAUGAAGAUAGAUGUACUAUAAAGGCACAAUCUGCAACUGCAAUUUGUGAUGAACAAGACUUAUCAUUAAAUUUCUUAUUCACAGUAGCUUGUAUGGUUACUAAUAUUUCAGCAUUACCAGUAGGUUCAAUAUUAGACAGUUAUGGUCCAAGAGUUACAGGAAUUAUUGGAUCGAUUAUUCUUGCAUUAGGUGCAUUAAUUUUCAAAUAUGCAUCUGUAAUAGAAAUAUUCGAUGGAUAUUUAGUAGCUUAUACCCUUUUGGCAUUGGCUGGACCUUUUGUCUUUAUUUCUUGUUUCCAAUUAGCCAAUUCAUUCCCUAAGAAUUCAGGAUUAAUUUUAGCAUUAUUAACAGGAGCAUUCGAUUCAAGUUCAGCAUUAUUCUUAAUCUAUAGGAUUUACUAUACAACCAUUUCAAAUAUUCCCCUUGAAAAAUUCUUUACGAUAUAUUUGAUUGUUCCACUAUUCAUUUUUGGAUGUCAAAUUUUUAUUAUGCCUUCAAAAUCUUAUAAGACUGUUGGUACUUUAGCUAAGAUUGCUGAGACCGGUAUUGAUGAAACUGGUAAACCAAUUGAUCAUGACUUAUUAUUACCAGAAGAUAGAAUAACUGAUAAUUCAGUAGAAGAAUUAGGAGGAGAAUAUUAUCAACCAACUAUUAGUGAAACUACUUCAUUAUUAAUCAGAAGAUCUUCAACUUCAGCAGCAAUAGCUGCUUCCAGACGAGAAUCUAUUAUUCUGAGAUAUUCAGUAACAUCAGCCAAGUCAAUAUAUGAACAAGAUGCUGACAAUGAAUUAUAUAAUUCAUCCGGAGGAGUAUUUGGUAUUAUGCAUGAUGCAAGUAUUACUCAACAAUUCACCUCACAAUGGUUUAUUUUAAUGACAUUAUUUACUACAAUUCAAAUGUUAAGAAUUAAUUAUUUUGUUGCAACCAUUAAGACUCAAGAACUUUUCUUAUUUAAUAAUGAUGAAAAAAUUGCAACUGCCAUUAAUCAAUUCUUUGAUUUAGCAUUACCAUUAGGUGGUAUUUUUUCAAUUCCAUUUAUUGGAUUAAUUCUUGAUAAUUUUACUACAUUAAGUAUCUUAUACAUUUUGACUACAUUAUCAAUUUUCAUAGGAAUUAUGGGAUUACUUUCAUGGAUUCCAGCAACUUAUGCUGGUAUUAUUGUUUUAGUAAUAUAUCGUCCAUUUUAUUAUACUGCUGUUAGUGAUUAUUGUGCCAAAGUAUUUGGAUAUGAAAAUUUUGGAACUAUUUAUGGAACUAUAAUUGCAUUUUCUGGGAUUUGUAAUAUUUUACAGCAAUAUAUGGACUUAUUGACUCAUGAAUAUUUCAAUAAAAAUCCUAUACCUGUGAAUUCUAUAUUAGUUAUAUUAACAGGUAUCUUUGGUAUUGCAUUAAUAGGAUUUGUAAGAUCACAAGAAUUACAAUUAAAAAGAAAGAGAUUAGAAAUAGAAGCACAAGUAGCAACAGACAGACCAAUUCCAACUUAGUUGGUAGGUGAAUUUUAAAAACUUUUAUUUAAAGGAUACUUCUAAUAUACAUAUAAUAAUUAAUUAUUCAAUUCUAGCUCGAGACUUACGCGAUUUCUUCUCUUGUUGGAUAACCAAGUCUGGAUCCAAGGCAAUAAGCUCGGGAAUGC